This is a messenger RNA of Neurospora tetraspora, 1305 nucleotides long. RefSeq lists its product as uncharacterized. The record is from RefSeq and is a predicted model, not a curated record. Bases 1 to 1305 code for a protein of 434 amino acids. The transcript is spliced from 4 exons. Lineage: Eukaryota; Fungi; Ascomycota; Sordariomycetes; Sordariales; Sordariaceae.
AUGGACGUGAAAGUAGCAACCGAGGUGGCCGAGAAUUUCCCUGCUUGGGAACACAAAUUGAACUUCCUCAAGACUUCUGUUGGUAAGACCUAUCAGGAGUUGGAAGUCGACAGGGAUAAGUUGGAGCGAGAGCGUCUAGCCAGGGAGCGCACCCGCAGACGAGAGGAGGCCAGGAAGGCCGAGGAGCGCCACAAACAAAUAGAAGAGGAGGAGGAGAAGAUCAAGAAGGCGACUAAGGAGCAUCGUCGUCGUGAAGAAGAGGCCAAGCAGGAAGAGGCGGCAAAGAAGGCAGAGGAAGCUGCUCGUGGCAAAACUUUCCUAGCCUCACAGACGACAGUUGCAUACCUAUCAACCCAUCCUGCGAGCGGCUCUGCGCAUGCACGGCGCAUGUUGUUGAUCAGCGACCCUGUCGCCCUCUACCCGGUUGUCUUCCGUUGGUACACCUCCCACAUCGCCCAGCUGCCUGCUUUUAUAGCCAUGAUCGAUGCUAUUGCCGAGGCUUCUCGUGCCUCCAAGCAGCGCCACCACCAGGAGAUCCUGCAGAAGGAGGCCGAAGAGCGUGUCAGCCUCCAGUCCCAGAGGACUCUCCAGAACAAGGUUAUGCAGUGGAGGUUCAAGGACAAGGAGCAGCUGUAUGCCAACCACGACAAGGAGAUGCUGAACAUGGUCAACGACAACGGCAUCAUGAAGGCCCAGGUGCUUUCCCCGGGCUUCCAAGCGCCACCACACGAACCACCGAUGGAUACCUUACCGACAUUGUCCUUUGAGGACAAGGUCCUCGUUAGCAACCUACCCAAGAUCAUGAAGAACGCCAACCCGGAGACCCGGGCUAUAUACUGGAAGAUCAUUGAUGAGAUGUUCCAAUCUGUGCGCAACAUUCAAGCGGAGUACGUCGGUCAAGACCCUUCCGAGAGCAUGUAUCCGCCAGUCAGUCACUACACCGCGACUAUCAGUCAUGCCGAGCAUGUGUCUACUCUCGUGAUGAAAAACACCGAUUUCACCGACCGCACGAACCCACCUCAGACCGAUGCCGAUGGCGAUGCCGGUCAGGGAAAGAAGCGGUCGAGAAAUGACAAUGACAGCAUGGAUGGCGACGAUUACCUCGAGCGUCAGUCGCGUGCCCCCAAGAAGGCACGGCUGCAGCAAGGCGCCAUCGUACAGCAGGCGGAAUUUGCACCGCAAGAAGAUUUCGAACAGCCAACCAUCGUACAGCAGGCGGAAUUGGCACAGCCAGGACACUUCGACCACCAAGACAUGGAGCUACCCAUGCCGGGAUUUGCGCAGAAAGGGCAGUUCGACUACUAA